UGUUGACAAUGUUUUGUUAAAAAUCACAUCCCUAAAGGAUAUUUAAUUCAUUGUGUCCAGCUUAGUAAAUGCUUCUUGGUUAGCAAUUCCUCUAGGAAAGAUAGGUGACUCUUAUAGUUUCCUUCUUAAGUUUCGAUGGAAAAAGGUUGGUCAGUUUGUACCUUGUGAGAAGACAGCCAUCUCUUGGACCAAGUUGCUGCACCACCAUCAGAUGAUAAUCUUCAUGCUGGUAAUGGCUGAAUAUUUCCUUUUGCCUACCCCAGAUUUUGAGCUUAUGUACACUCUGACAACUUAAUUAACUGAUAUAGUUGUAAGCAGAUAAUUUAAGGCAGAUUGAAGGUGACUGGAGUGUAUGUUCCUGCUGUGUUUGUGAAGGGUGCUAUAAGACAUGAUAAGGACUCCUCUUGCCUAUAUCCCAUAAAGGAGGCUAUGUGUUAAUCUGAUCAUUUAGGCUUUCCCCCAUAGUCAGUGGUGAUCUCUCCCAUUUUCUGCUUCUCUCUGAAGAUGAGAAAAAUUGCUCUGUGGAUGCGCCCCUCUGACUAUACCAGAAGCAUCAGUGACUAAGCAUAGCAUAGAAUUCAUCUUACUUCUAGGCAUCCAAUAUGUGCUACAGUGCAAGCAGCAUGUUGUACUGCAAGUGCAUAUGAACUGGAAUUUGUUUCUGAUCAUAGGAGCUCUCCCAACUCAGCAUCACUCUUCCUGAUGAAGUUAGCUUCAGCGGUACACCUGUCCUUGGGAGGUCAUUGCAUUGUAUAUGCCGAUUAAAACUGUUUCAGGAUUUUUCCAGAUAAAAAGGUUUUACAAGCUCUAAAAUAGAGAGGAGUCAAAUGUAUUUCCUUAAUUGCUGAAUGCAUUGAAGCUGUAGCAGAGCUAGGUACUCAUCCUUUCUUCAUUCUUGCCUCCUCAUCUUAGACCAUUGGCUCCUGUGAACAUGUAGUCUGAGUCCUGAAGCACAGUACAUACAACAGAAAUAUGGUGUGGCAACCAAAAUAAUUAAGGGCAACCAAGACUCCUUUCAUUUUCCCUGUCUGGCACAAUAGCAUCAGUGACUAGAAUUAGCAAUGUAAUGCUCAAUUCACUAAAAAGUUGAAGGCAUAAAAGAUUGCAAGAACGGACAAGACUCUAGUAAGCUUUUGCUGCAUUCAUCUUUAAGGAGAUCAGCUUAAACUGAGACAGACACACUAAUGUGGCAGGGCUUUUUUCAAAUUGCUUCAGUUAUGAGCACAGGUAUUUUGAGACUUCUGCUCUGUGGCAGCCUCAUCGUUAUUUUUUUUUCUAAAACGAUUCCUCAAAUCACAUAAAGCUAACUAUACAAAGAAGAAAAAAAUAGAGGCGUAUCAAAAAUUGGCAGAAGCUACUGAGACCUGAGAUAACUCUGGCAGCUGCAGACAUGCACAGAGACAGUGAAGUCUAAGCAUGCAGAUAAGCUGCAUUUUGCCCACGCCCAGCUCAGACACAACACGGCUUCGUAGAGUUACAGAAGCACUGGAUCUCUGAGGAACAACUCCUUUCAAAAAAUCUUCGCGAUGUUCCUCGCUAAAGCUUUGCUGAGUGGAGGAAGUGGUAGUGGUCGUGGAGGGAGCCUUGCACGUGGCCUUGGAGGUCUCCUAACAGGAGGUGGACACGGAGGGAACCUCGGAGGACUUGUUGGAGGUCUUGUCAAUCUUAUAAGUGAAGCAGCAGCUCAGUAUAAUCCAGAGCCACCUCCACCUCCUCACCAUCAUUUUACGAAUGUGGAAGCUUAUGAGAGUGAGGAGAUCAGGCAGUUUCGUCACCUUUUUGUCCAGCUGGCUGGAGAUGAUAUGGAAGUGUGUGCCACUGAGCUAAGGGACAUCCUGAACAAAGUUGUUUCCAGACAUCAAGACUUGAAGACAGAUGGCUUCAGCUUAGACACAUGCCGUAGCAUGGUAGCCGUCAUGGACAGUGAUACAAAUGGCAAACUGGGCUUUGAAGAGUUUAAGUAUCUGUGGAACAACAUCAAGAAAUGGCAGCGUGUAUACAAGCAGUAUGAUACUUAUCAGUCAGGCACUGUUGGGAGAGCUCAGCUGCCAGAUGCCUUGAAGGCUGCAGGGUUCCACCUGAACGAACAACUCUGCCAGGUAAUCAUCCGCAGAUAUGCCGAUGAGGACGGCAGCAUGGAUUUCAACAACUUCAUUAGCUGCUUGGUACGACUGGACAGCAUGUUCCGGGCCUUCAAGUCCCUGGACCGAGAUGGAAGCGGACAGAUGACCAUUGAAGACUGGCUGCAGCUGACCAUGUAUUCGUGAAGGUAUAGCAGAGAAGAAUAAGCUUCAUCUGGAAGAUAUACAUGGAAGACUACGAUCCUGUGCUAUAGAACUAUAGUCUUUUCCUUGUUCUAAGGCAGAUGUAGCUAGUGGCAGGUAGCUCAGCUUAAAGUAUUGUGAUUCCUCUUGUGCAUGCAUUAGUCUGCUUUUCUGAAGGGUUUGAGUAAGUUGUCAGUUGGACAGCUGCAUAAGUCUGUCUCGGAGAACUAUCUCUAGACUCUGAAAUGAGGGAAUAUGUUGAAGGAUCAAAGCUUAGUUAUUCACAUAAAGUGGCUUGUAUAUGAGUAUAUUAUAUAAAAAGCUCGUAAGUUUGGCGUUGAUGUUACUGUUUCGAUUUGUCAGCAUUCGCUAAGCUGGAAUAAAGCUGUCUGCCUGAAGGCAAUUGCUAGUAAA
This is a messenger RNA of Aquila chrysaetos chrysaetos, 2678 nucleotides long. It is a transcript of the gene CAPNS2, whose product is annotated as calpain small subunit 2. NCBI's taxonomy places the organism in Eukaryota, Metazoa, Chordata, Aves, Accipitriformes, Accipitridae. The record is from RefSeq and is a predicted model, not a curated record. Gene Ontology annotation, molecular function: calcium ion binding. The transcript has a single exon. Bases 1527 to 2267 code for a protein of 246 amino acids.